AUGCAUUUCUCACUCCCAUUAACAGCCUCAGCGGCCAUCUUCGUCUCUUCCACUCUCGCCCUCCAGCUUCCCUAUCUAUCGUUGCUCUCCAGGCGCGCAGAUAUAACUCCCGGGUCACCGUUAUACAACUGCCAUGAAGCAUGCGGUGAAGUCAUCCUCGUCUCUCAAACCACAGACUAUUGCUCAAACUCAACCUACACGACUGAUCUCAGCUCAUGCUUGGAUUGCGCUCUCACAUACAAUAUCUGGCAAUACUAUGGAGAUGAUGUGAAGGCUGCGGCAAAGGCGUGUAGUGAUGACGCUACUCCCAGUGCUUCGUCCUCUACUGCUGCUUCUACUGCCGCUGCUACUGCUGCUACUGCUACUGCUACUGGUUCCGUCACUAGCAGUAGCUCUUCUAUUGUAGCUGAGACUACUUCUAGCACAGUCACUUCAACGAACACUGCAACGGGAACAGCAGCUUCGGCUGCCACGAGUGCAGGUGCUGCUUCCAUGACGGAGCAUAAUGCCAUUUUUGGCAUUGCGAUGGGAGUUUCUGUUUGGGCGCUUUCGCUGUGA
Molecule: messenger RNA, 558 nt
Organism: Penicillium nucicola
Lineage: Eukaryota; Fungi; Ascomycota; Eurotiomycetes; Eurotiales; Aspergillaceae
Exons: 3
Coding region: 1-558 (185 amino acids)
Source: RefSeq, a predicted model, not a curated record